GGCUUCACAUCUGGGACUUCUCUACCUUGGCUCGCUUAUAGUACUUCUUGUGUAUUCCAUCUGAUAUGGUGUGACAGCAAAGGACGCACAUUGGCUGGGAGCAAUUACAUCAGCCGCUAUUAUCAUUCUUGAUUGGAAUAUGGGUGCAUGCCUUUAUGAGUUUAAGCUUCUUAGCAGUCAUGUUGUGGCACUAUUUGUAGCUGGCAAAUCUCGGGUUUUUCUCAUUUGCUUUGGAGUGCAUUACUGGUAUUUGGGACAUUGUGUUAGUUAUGCAGUUGUAGCAUCUUUGCUUUUAGGAGCUGCUGUUUCUCAUCAUUUAUCGGUGACAAACCCAUUAGCUGCAAGGAGGGAUGCAUUACAGAGCACGGUGAUUCGCCUAAGAGAGGGAUUUCAUAGAAAGGAACUGAACAGCUCAUCAAGCUCUUCUGAAGGUUGUGGCUCAAGCUUGAAACACAGCAGUAGCAUUGAACCGGGUCACCUUGGUAAUGUAAUUGAAGUAAGUAGCAGGAGUAUGGCACAAUGCACAGUUGAAGGUGGUAACUGUGAUAAUGUUGCCCUGUGUCAAACUGCUAGUUCACAAGAGGGAAUGAACAGUGAUAAGAGAAUGGAUAGUGGAAGGCCAAGUUUAGCAUUACGUAGUAGUUCUUGUCGCUCUGUCAUUCAAGAGCCUGAAGUAGGGACAUCCUUUGCUGAUAAAAAUGUUGAGCCUACUAGCUCCUUGGUGGUUUGUUCUACCGGUGGUCUUGAAAGCCAAGGCUGCGAGUCGAGCGCUUUAACAUCUGUGAAUCAACAGAUGCUAGAUUUGAAUUUAGCUCUUGCAUUCCAAGAAAGGUUGAAUGACCCCAGGAUUACAUCUAUGUUGAAAAGAAGGGCAAGGCAAGGCGACCUAGAACUGGCUAGUUUAUUGCAAGAUAAAGGAUUGGAUCCUAAUUUUGCCAUGAUGUUGAAGGAGAAGAGUUUGGAUCCUACUAUCCUUGCAUUGCUACAGAGGAGUAGUUUGGAUGCAGAUAGAGAUCACUGUGACAACAUUGAUAUCACCAUUGACUCGAACAGUGUUGACAAUCCCUUGCCCAAUCAAAUAUCUUUAUCGGAAGAACUGAGGCUUCAUGGGCUUGAAAAGUGGCUUCAAUUGGCGAGACUUGUAUUGCACCACAUAGCAAGUACUCCAGAGCGAGCAUGGGUUCUUUUUAGUUUUGUAUUCAUCCUUGAAACAAUUGUUGUGGCAAUUUUUCGUCCAAAGACGAUUAAAAUCAUGAAUGCAUUACACCAACAGUUUGAAUUCGGAUUAGCAGUGUUGCUUCUUUCUCCAGUUGUGUGUUCAAUCCUGGCUUUCCUGCGUUCACUUCUAGCAGAAGAAAUGGCCAUGACAUCAAAACCCCGCAAGUAUGGCUUUAUAGCUUGGCUACUCAGCACUUGUGUUGGGCUGUUGCUUUCUUUCUUAAGGUUAAUUGGUUAUCUUACAUACUCUUCAGCAUGGGUGAGAAUAUACCAGUGCUAAGUUCAAAAUUGAUUGCUUAGUAUGCUCAUGGAAUGACCUCUCAAUCAUUAGGCUGUCACUUUGCAUUGAGUUCCUUUCAUGCAUGAUAUUUGAGUUAGUGACAGCAUGUUAGUAAACGAAAACUAGUUUGGUAAACACUGCAAUAUUGAAGAAAUGAUUUAGUAAAAGAGAUUUUCGAUAUUAGUUGGACUGCUAAGUAGAUUCCUUUGUAUACAUCCUGUGUACUUGGGCUUUGCCUAUUCUUGAGAAUAAAGUUUCUUAUUACUUGUCAAAAAAAAAAAAGAUUCUCUAGUGUAAUUUUGGUAAAAGAUGGUAUAGUUGAAGGAAUGAAUAAGAUCGAUGGCUAUAAGGUACCAAUCAGUGACCUAAGCGACAUAUUUAGUAAAUUUUUUUUAUCUUAUUGUUUACAGCUUAGAGUGGGUAUAUAAAAGCAAUGUUGCUCCAGAAGAAUGGCUAAAUUGGAGAUGUGCAAUUGGAUCAGAGUGUACGGUAGGUGAAAAUAAUACUAAAUGGAAGGACUUUCUGGCUACAAGCAUAGCCUUUAACUCAUGGACUAUGAUGUAUCAAGUUAGAGCUAUAUCUCCUUAGAACAAUCAUGGUGACAAAAAAGUUAUUGGUCAAUUCUGAUUAAGAUCGAGUCAAAUGCACUCCAUGGCUAGAACAAGGGCAAAAGGCAUAGGUUAGUGAGGAAAUUGUCAAAGUUUUAGCUGAAGUACCUCUUGAGGUAUUUUCUUCUCAUUAAAUAAACAAUUGUUCAUGGGUUACAAAGAUAAGAUUUGGAUUCAAUUUCAAUCUCCACUAACUACUUCCUAUCUAAAUAUAUACAAGUUUAAUUUAAAUACAAGAUAACUAUUAGGAAACACAUCCUAUUAGGAGACUACUGCAUCUUAAGUAAAGAAAACCCUAGUUUCCUUUGAUACCCUCCCUCAAAUUGAUGCCAAUGAGUCAACUAGUAGCAAUUUGCUAACUAGAUAUUGAUGCCGUUGUCGAGUCAAAACUUUGGUGAAGAUAUCAGCUACUUGGUGUUCAGUUGGCACAUGAGGGAGAAUGAUAGCUUUAGACUCAUAGGCAUCUCGGAUAUAGUGACAAUCAACCUCGAUGUGCUUUGUACAUUCAUGAAAAAUUGGAUGGGCUACAAUUUGAAUGGCACUUGUAUUAUCACCAUGAAGAGGCGUGGGAUGUGUUUGUGCAAAUCCGAGUCCUAAAAGAAUACCAUGCAACCACAUGAUUUAUGAACAUGCAGCAGACAUUGCCCUAUAUUCAGCCUCUGUAGAUGACUUGGACACACAAUCUUGCUUCUUACACUUCCAAGAGAUAAGUGAAUCCCCAAGGAAGACACACCAUCCAGUAGUAAAAUGUCGAGAGUCUGGACAGCCAGCCCAAUCUGCAUCACUAUAGACAAUCAAUUGAAGAGAAGAACCCUUAGGAAAAAACAGUCCACGAUUAGAAGUCCCAAGUAGAUAAUGAAUAAUUUGACGAACAACUACCAAAUGGAGAUGUCGAGGAGAAUCCAUGAAUUUACUAACAGUGUGGACAACAGAAGAGAUAUCAGGGCGCGUGAUGGUGAGAUAAAUCAAGCUGCCAACUAACUUACGAUAUAAGGUAGGAUCUAGGAGAAGCUCGCCUUCAUCUUUUCUAUACUUAACAUUCACCGCCUGAGGAGUAUCAAUUGGAGUAGUAUCUUCCAAUCUCCCUAACUGAAUUAAGUCUUGAAUAUAUUUGUGUUGAUUGAGAAAUAAACCAUGUGGCUGAAACCGAACUUCCAACCCUAGAAAGUAGGUAAGAUCCCCAAGAUCCUUCAUGUGAAACACAUUAUGAAGAUGUUGCUGAAGUUUUUGAAUCAAUGGUCCAUCCAAGCCAGAGAUGAUAAUAUCAUCUACAUAUACCAACAAAAAUACUACUCUAGCAUCGCCCUUGUGCAAAACUAAGGAAGCAUCGUACUUACUUUGCUUAAAAGAAAACCCUAGCAAAGUAUUACGAGAAAUUUCUCAAACCAAGCUCGAGGAGCUUGUUUAAGACCAUACAACGAUUUCUUCAAUUUACAUACAGCUGUAGGGAAGGAAAUAGGCAUACUAGAUGGGAGCUUCAUGUUGAUAUCUUCCUUUAGAUCAUCAUGCAAGAAAGCAUUCUUAACAUCCAUCUGAUGUAAUUGUCAAGAUUUAGAAGCAGCAAGGGCAAGUAACAAGCGAACAGUGGUCAUCUUGGCAACCGGAGCAAAGGUCUCAUUAUAAUCUAUGCCAUACUCUUGGCGAUUCCCCAAAGCAACCAAUCUAGUUUUGUAUCAUUCCAGUGAGCCAUUAGAACGAAGCUUGACUGAGUAUAGCCAUUUACUACCAAUGGGUUUGAUCGAAGGAGGACAUUAUACCGCAUCCCAAGUCUGAUUAUCCUCAAGUGCAUCAAGUUCUAUUUGCAUAGCUUGCUUCCAGCACUCAUGUUCCAUAGCUUGUUUGUAAGAAGAAGGGAUAGCAAUGGAAGAUAAUGUAGCAGUCAUAGAAGUAGGGGAAGAAAAACCAUACCGAUUUGGUGGGCAAGAGACACGAAUAGAUUUCCUAAGAAUUGGAGCAACAGGAGCUAUGGUGGAUGUCGGAUUAGGUGUCAGAGGAGGAGAAUCUUGAAAAGUCAUAGAAGACUCGGCCAAAGGAGUGCGAUGACAUCGAGUGUAGACAAAACCAGGUUUAAAUCGAGCCACUGGAGUAGACAAAGUAUCAGGAUUUGGCAUAGGGAAGGGCACAUGCUCAUCAUGAAGAACUGAAAAACUAGGUGAGAUAGGAUCGACAUGAGAGAGGAAAAAUUGCUGAUGUUAAAAAAACAUAACAUUCCUGGAAAUUUGAAUUCUUCGUGCAUUAGGAUUGUAGCAAAGAAAUCCCUUUUGAGUUGAACUAUAUCCAAGAAAAGCACACCGAAUUGAUUGAGCAGUCAAUUUAUGUCUUUCAUAUGGUGGAAGAUGAACAAAGCACACACAACCAAAGAUAUGAAAAUCAGAAUAGUUAGGUGUGUGACCAAACAGUAUGGAAUAGGGAGAAACAUUAUGUAAAACUGGUGUGGGCAAUCAAUUAAUUAAAUGGACAGCAGUAGCUAAUGCUUCACACCAAAACGAGAUGGAGCAGAUGAAUCAAUAAGAAGAGCCCAAACCAUAUCAAGUAAAUGUCGAUUCUUACGUUUAGCUACCCCAUUUUGUUAUGGUGUAGAUGCGCAAGAAUGUUGGGAAAGAAUACUUUUUUCUUGAAGAAAAUUCUGAAAUUCAUGAGACAUAUAUUCACCCCCAGAAUCGGAUCAUAAGACUUUGAUAGAGGAAGCAAAUUAUGUCUGAAUGAGUGCGAAAAAGGCCUUGAAAACAGAAAAAACUUCACUUUUAGUACGAAGAAAAUAGAUCCAAGUGAAUCUACUGCAAUCGUCAAUAAAAGUAACAAAAUACUUGUAGUGAGCAUGUGAUAUAACCAUAGAUAUACCCCAAACAUCGCUAUGAAUUAUAUAAACACCCGAGAGGCAUGAGAACCAGAUGUGGAAACUGUAACACUUUGCUUUUGGCAAGUUUGCAAGACGUACAAUCAAAAUAACUCAUUUUCAUUGAAACUGAAUUUUUAUUGUCAAUAGCACCUGAUUUAAACAAAGUUUGGAGUACAUUAGGAUUGGGAUGGCCUAAACGACGAUGCCAAUCUUUAGUACUUGUUUUGACAGCAUUACAAGAAAUAAAAGAACUAUACUCAAGAAAAGCUGUACUAGGAUUUAUUGGAAAUAGCCGACCCUCCUUAGGACCCCUCACGAUCAUCCUUCCGGACACUUGAUCCUGUACAACACAACCAAAAGAUGAAAAAGAGACAUUACAAUUAUUUUCAACAAGCUGUCCAACCGAAAGUAAACUAGAGGAAAGGUUAGGAGAAACCAAAACAUUUCGAAUGAUGGUAGACACAUCACUCACGGCAGAAAUUGGUAGUGAACUACCUUGCCGUGUUUAUUUUGAGAGGACCAUCAUAGGACCAAAGAUUAUGUAAGGAAGUGGAAUUAUUAGUCAUAUGAUUUGAGGCACCAGAAUCUAUAAGCCAUGAAUUAGAGAAUGACUUUGGUUUACCUGAGAGGCUUAAAGCGGAAAAGGCAGAAAUAAUCUUUUGUUGUACCAUAUCAGGAGUAAGAGUAGUAGAACUGGAACCAACAGAUACUAAAACAUGAGUGGCGGCAGCAGAAGCUGUAGAGGAGGAUGCACCUAACGAAUCAACAAAGGUGGAAUAGGCACGCUCUUGCUUUCGAGGUGGUCGGAUUGGGCAAUCCUUGAUAAUAUGUCUAGAUUUUUUGCAAUAAUUAAAAAAUUUCUUCGGACAGUGGGUGGCAAUGUGACCAAAACCCUUGCAACUAUAGCAUUGUGUAGUGCUAUAAUCUCGGCCCUUGGAUUUCCCUUGUGUUGUAAAUGCCACUUGAGAUGGAGGAGUUAGCUGCUGUUCCAUUGUACUCCGAGUAAAUAACCUUUGCUCCUCCCGAAGUAAAUCACCCAAACAAUCAUCGAGAGAAGGAACUGGAUCUCUAUUCAUUAAUUGAGAACAAACAAAUUCAAAAUAUGGACGUAGUUUCAUAAGAAACUGAUCCCUCCUACUGGUUUCAUGCACACUUUGCACAUGAGGGAGACCAGCGACAGUGAUAGAGGAAUACACAAUGUCAGUGUAUUCAGCCCACGGAUUUGAAACACCAGAAUAGAAUUCCUCUAUAGAUAAGGCACCUUGAGAAAAAUUAGCCAUCUCAAAUUCUAGCUGAAACCUUCUAGUAGAAUUAUUUUGAGUAUAGAUUCUCUUCAAAUACUCCCACAUAGCCUUGGGGGUUCUGUAGGGUCGAAGAUUGAGAAUGAUGUGAGGCUCCAUAGAGCCUAGGAUCCAAGACAUGAUCUUGGCAUCCUUACUUUCCCACUUAGACCUCUUUAUAGCACUUUCUAGGGCUGGAAUAUUGCCAUCAACAUGACCCCAAAGUUCUUUACCCUUGACAAGAAGUUGAAAAUGAAAUGCCCAUGCAGAAUAAUUUUUAGCAUUGAAACGAAUGUACAAGGAAUCAGAUUUUUCAGAUGCCAUGAGGACAAACCUGUCAAAUUCCGAGAGUAAAAAAUGGCGAGAACUGGGAAAUCACCAUCAAAUAGAGUCUCGAGAGCCAGCAACUGAGACAGAGAGUGCCGAAAUAUUCCCUGGUGGCCUGGACAGAGAGCACAAAAGUCACUAAGAAGCUGAGUGCCAGAACAAGGCAACCUAGUUGCCGAAAACAGUAUGACCCAGCACAGAAAAUGCCGAUAGACUAAGAGGACCCAACAGAAGGUGCCGUACUACCCCACAGAUCACCCAGAUAGUGCUGAUAGUCACACGAGAGGCCAAAAACAACCUCUGAAUACAGCACAGAGGAUGCCAAUAAAGAGAACCCUGGUUGUCUAUGAUAGGCAUGAAGGCACAAAAGUGCUGAGAAUACCCAGACCAAGAAUACAAUUCCAGGAAAAAAAAAAUUCGAAGAAGGCACGGUAAUUAGGAACCUGCUCUAGAUACCAUGUCAAAGUUUUAGCCGAAGUACUUCUUGAGGUAUUUUCUCCUCAUUAAAUAAACAAUAGUUCACGGGUUACAAAGAUAAGAUUUGGAUUCAAUUUCAAUCUCCACUAACUACCUGACUUUAUCCUAUCUAAAUAUAUACAAGUUUAAUUUAAAUAUAAGAUAGCUAUUAGAAAACAUAUCCUAUUAAGAGACUGCCUCAUCUUAAGUAAAGAAAACCCUAGUUUCCUUUGAUAGAAACUAUUGAGGUCUAUAAUUUACUGCAUGUAGGUUGAGCAGAAGGGCCAAAAAGGAUAUGUAAGUGAUACAAUGUGGUUACAAUGGGCUUGCUACACCUUUAGUUUUUUAUCUAACUCUUUAUUGUUUCCUUAUUUUUGUGCCUUUUUCCAAGAUACUGUUGUGAAAGUAGCUCUUGGCUAUCUUUUUCCUCCCAAGUAUAUGUUGUCAGGGUAAGAACUUUGCUUUGGUUCUGUAUGAUUACAUGUGCUUGCAGCCCUUCUGUCUCUGUUCAUACAGUCAUGAGUAUGUAGAUGUGUGGUGGGGUAAAAGAGAACAACUAAUAUGUACUGUAGUUUAAAAAACACUGUGAAAACUUGAAAGCAUUUGAACUUGUCCGUAAAUGUUAGGUGAUAGUCAAUCUAUACUGGUUAGCAUGGAGACCUUUUCUGUGUUGAGGUUAAGAGCACUGAUUCAUCUGUAGCUGGGCUUCUAGAAUGUCUUGGAGCGUAGCGAGUAUAAUGAUAUGUUUAGGUGAACUCAGAUACAAAUGAAGUGUAAUGGAAAAUCAAAAUGGUUAUUAAGAUUUUUUUAAUUGAUUUCUUUCUUGUCCUUGUAUCCAUGAAUCAGAUUGAUGGUUAAUUUGGAUCUUCGCUAUAAUCUAAAAUAAGUUUGGUUCCUUUAAGUUUUUUUAUCUAUUCCUUCCAUGAGUAAAGAGCAUUAUUGAUAAGCGCUACGAGUGCAACCCAAGUACACUGGGGUAUACAAAGGGGAAAACCCACUAUAUAUUACAAUGACCACUUGAUAUGUCUGUUACAUUAACAUAAUGUUCUGUUUGCCUUGAUUGUUUUGGGAUACCAUCGAUUUUGGAUCAGCGAUGUACGGUACCAUCAGCGGAGUACGGUACCAUCGAUUUUGGAUCAGCGAUGUUCUGUUACAUUAAAAUAAUUUGGAUCAGCGGAGUAUGGUACCAUCGAUUUUCCAGAAGAUAAUUGGCAAUGGGCAGAUUCACCUUCUAGAGCAUGUGCCUUUCAAUACUUAUGGGUCGUUGUAUUUUUGAGAAAAAUUAAAGGCAGAAGAUAAUAAUUAAUGUUUAGCAGAGACUGUUCAGUAAUUACUGCUUAAUUUGCUGUAUAUAGCUUGAUGGGUGGGAUAGUGAUCCUGCGGAUGUAGAUCUAUAUGAUAGGGACGAUGUAGAUUGGGAUGGACAGGGUUCAAGUGGGAGAAAAAGGAGUUCAGAACGUGAUGUUGUUGUGGUCGAUGUGGAUUCCUUUGCCAGGAGGUUUAGAAAACCUAGGACGGAAACUCAAGAAGAAAUCAAUCAACAGAUGCUUUCAAUGGAACUGGCUCUCAAAGAAGCCCUCUGUGCAAGGGGAGAAAAACAUUUCACUGAUCAAGAAGUUCCUCCAAGUGAUCAAUCCUUGUUUGUAGAUCCCAAAAACCCCCCUUCCAAGUUGCAGGUUGUUUCUAAGUGGACAAGGCCUGCUGAAAUUGUGAAAGAGAACCGUCUGGAUUCUGGUCCAUGCUUAUUUUCUGGGACAGCAAAUCCUUCAGAUGUCUUUCAGGGCCGAUCGGGAGAUUGUUGAUUUUUGAGUGCUGUAGCUGUUUUAACUGAGGCUUCACGAAUAUCAGAAGUUAUUAUUACUCCAGAAUAUAAUGAGGAAGGAAUCUACACUGUCCGCUUCUGUAUUCAGGUUGAAUGGGUCCCAGUUGUUGUCGAUGAUUGGAUUCCAUGCGAAGCGCCAGGCAAACCAGCAUUUGCUACCACUAGGAAGGGUAAUGAGCUCUGGGUGUCUAUAUUGGAGAAGGCCUAUGCCAAAUUGCAUGGCUCUUUCGAGGCACUGGAAGGCGGGCUGGUUCAGGAUGCUCUUGUGGACCUCAUUGGAGGUGCUGGUGAGGAAAUUGACAUGAGGAGUGCCCAGGCCCAGAUUGAUCUUGCAAGUGGUAGACUUUGGUCUCAAUUGUUGCGCUUCAAACAAGAAGGGUUCCUAGUUGGUGCUGGGAGUCCUUCGGGUUCAGAUGUGCACAUUUCUUCCAGUGGCAUUGUGCAAGGGCAUGCAUAUUCUUUAUUGCAGGUGAGAGAAGUUGAUAGCCACAAACUUGUUCAAAUUAGAAAUCCAUGGGCUGAUGAAGUUGAGUGGAAUGGUCCUUGGUCUGACGCAUCACCUGAAUGGACUGAUAGGCUGAAGCACAAGCUGAAGCACAUCCCUCAGUCAAAAGAUGGCAUAUUCUGGAUGUCUUGGCAAGACUUCCAGGUUCAUUUCCGAUCAAUAUAUGUUUGUCGUGUCUACCCCCCAGAGAUGCGCUAUGCUUUUCAAGGCCAAUGGCGUGGUUACAGUGCCGGUGGCUGCCAGGAUUACGAAACGUGGCAUCAAAAUCCACAGUUCCUGUUGAUGGCCACUGGAUCGGAUGCAUCAUUUCCAAUCCAUGUGUUCAUAACCUUAACUCAAGGUGUGGGUUUCUCAAGAACAUCAAUCCAGUCAUGAUUCAUUGAUGUUCUACAUUGGGAUGAGGAUACUUAAAACUCGAGGCAGUCGUGCAGCUUACAACAUAUAUCUGCAUGAAUCAGUUGGUGGGACAGACUAUGUCAAUUCUAGAGAAAUAUCAUGUGAAAUGGUUUUGGACCCGGAUCCAAAGGGUUAUACGAUAGUGCCUACAACCAUACACCCUGGGGAAGAAACACCAUUUGUUCUCUCUGUUUUCACGAAAGCAUCAAUAACAUUGGAAUCUUUAUAGUAUGCAGGAUGGCUCUUAAAUUGGAUUCUGUCCGUUGGGCUGAGAUCUGCCAGAGUUUUUGAAUUGCUAUUGUUGUCCGUGGAUCUUGAACUCCUUACAGGCAGGUUUUGUUGGACCUCAGUGAGCAGAAUUAUUUCUCUCAUUUGUCUUCACUGUCGUCUUCUUUCCCUUGUACGAGAUUUGGCCGUGCUUCACAAACAAAACAGAAAUUUUCUUGAUUGGAUUACAAUCUCAAGAGUAUCCAAAAUCGUACCUGAUAAAGUUACGAGGUUACUGGGGAAUGUUGCUGCCCGCACUGGACUUCUAUUUUAUGUAAUUUGGCAGGUUUAUGAUGUGAUUCUCUGCUAUGAGGAUGGCCUUUGAGUUAUAAAUCCAUUGGAGUAGUGCAACUAUAAGCUUAAACAUUCUGCGAGGUCAGCUUUGAAAACUGUUAUUCCUUACAGGCAGGUUUUGUUGGACCUCAGUGAGCAGAAGAGGGAUGAUUAAAUGGAAAUGGCUUUCAUUAUAUCUGGUGGCUCCCUAAGCCUCGCACUCUCUCUCUCUCGGGCUAUGUGCUUAUGCAUGACAUUGGAGAGGGUUGCUGGGAGCUUUCUGUACAUAAAAGAGAACAUUGUGAGGUAUAUAGGAGGUGUGACUGUGAUUGUGUAAAUGAGGGGGGUAAAGAAAGUUGAGAAGAAAUGGGAAAAAUAAUUAGUCAUGCAAUGUAGAAGGGUCCAAUGCAGAAAGCAUUUGUGGCUGGUAAUUUCAGCUGCAGUUUUGCACAAGUGCUUUCAUUAUAUCUGGUGGCUCCCUAAGCCUCGCACUCUCUCUCUCGGGCUAUGUGCUUAUGCAUGACAUUGGAGAGGGUUGCCGGGAGCUUUCUGUACAUAAAAGAGAACAUUGUGAGGUAUAUAGGAGGUGUGACUGUGAUUGUGUAAAUGAGGGGGGUAAAGAAAGUUGAGAAGAAAUGGGAAAAAUAAUUAGUCAUGCAAUGUAGAAGGGUCCAAUGCAGAAAGCAUUUGUGGCUGGUAAUUUCAGCUGCAGCUUUGCACAAGUGCUUUGUAUCUGUAAGACCUGUAUAAUGAUUCUUGUAAUAUCACAUCCCCAUUUCAUUUUGUUGUAAUCUUCUUUUACGCAAUCGAGUUGAUUUUCUUCA
Messenger RNA from Carya illinoinensis, 11095 nucleotides. RefSeq names its product calpain-type cysteine protease DEK1-like. NCBI's taxonomy places the organism in Eukaryota, Viridiplantae, Streptophyta, Magnoliopsida, Fagales, Juglandaceae. Gene Ontology annotation, molecular function: microtubule binding. The record is from RefSeq and is a predicted model, not a curated record. Bases 140 to 1498 code for a protein of 452 amino acids. The transcript has 12 exons.